AUGGACUCCAGUGUGGCUUUUGAGAUGACCAACAUCUCCAUCGCUCAGAAUGAGUUGCCACAGAUAUGGCCGUCCAACCAUUCCCAGCUUCAAAGCUACCUACUAGCCUCCUUGGUGAGCUUCUCGAUCUGGCAGUACGCAGUGACCUUUUUGGUAGCCGUACUAGUCUAUGAUCAAGUAAUGUAUAUUAUACGAAAGGGCUCUAUAGCUGGCCCUCCACUCAAGAUUCCACUCAUGGGGCCAUUUAUACAAGCCCUUCACCCGAGAUUUGAAGGGUAUCUUGCACAGUGGGCAAGUGGGCCACUCAGCUGUGUAUCCGUCUUCCACAAAUUCGUUGUUCUAGCCUCCGACAGAGACAUAGCCCACAAAGUGUUCAAGUCGCCCACAUACGCCGAGCCAUGUAUAGUACCGAUCGCAAAGGAUAUCCUAGGCCACAAAGCAUGGGUCUUCCUUCAGGGCAAACAUCACACCGAGUACCGCAGGGGGCUGACUCCCCUAUUCACCAACAAGGCCAUGGCUACUUACCUGCCUGUGCAAGAGAAGGUGUUGGCCGAUUAUUUUGCUAAGUUUGUCGCCACCAGCAAGGCGAAUCAGGGACAGCCAAAGGAAUUCAUGACCAUGUUUCGCGAGAUCAACUGUGCACUUUCAUGUCGCACAUUUUUCGGUGAUUAUAUCUCCCAGGCCGCGGUCAAAAAGAUUGCAGACGACUUCUACCUCGCUACAGCCGCCCUCGAGCUAGUCAACGUGCCUCUGUCGAUAUACAUUCCGUUCACCAAGCCCUGGCUCGGGAAGCGGACAGCCGACGCUGUUCAUGUCGAGUUUUCAAAAUGCGCGGCUGCAUGCAAAGCAAACAUGGCGACUGGGGCAACACCAACGUGCAUUGUAGACCAUUGGGUGCUCCACAUGAUGGAAUCCAAGCGAUACCACGAAAGAAUCGCGGCAGGGGAGACAGAUGUUGAGAAGCCAGCGAAUAUGAUCCGUGAGUUUACGAAUGAGGAAAUUGGAGAGACAUUGUUCACUUUCCUCUUUGCCUCUCAGGAUGCAUCGAGUAGUGCCACUACUUGGCUAUUCCAAAUUCUCGCACAGCGCCCCGACGUGCUUGACAAAUUACGCGCGGAAAACCUAGCUGCUCGCGGUGGUGAUAAAAACAAGUCAUUCGAUCUUCCUAUGCUCGAGUCGCUCACCUACACCAAUGCAGUGAUAAAGGAACUCCUACGCCACCGUCCACCCGUUAUUAUGGUCCCAUAUCUUGCGACAAAGAACUUCCCUGUGACGCCCAAUUAUACCGUCCCCAAGGGCUCCAUGAUCAUCCCAUCCUGUUAUCCAGCUUUACAUGAUCCGAAUGUUUACCCUAAUCCUGAUAACUUCGAUCCCGAGCGUUGGAUCUCCGGGGACGCCGAGUCCAAGACUAAGAAUUGGCUAGUAUUCGGUGCGGGAGCGCACGAUUGCCUCGCAAGGAAAUAUGUACCGCUGUCUAUGGCUGGUAUGAUCGGGAAAGCGGCGCUGGAACUUGACUGGAAGCAUCAUGCCACAGAUAGAUCAGAGGAGAUUCGAGUUUUUGCUACAUUGUUUCCAAUGGAUGGAUGCCCGUUGGUGUUUACCGAACGUUCAUAG
This is a messenger RNA of Penicillium robsamsonii, 1614 nucleotides long. RefSeq names its product Cytochrome P450. Gene Ontology annotation, biological process: sterol metabolic process. The transcript is spliced from 4 exons. Bases 1 to 1614 code for a protein of 537 amino acids. The record is from RefSeq and is a predicted model, not a curated record. Gene Ontology annotation, molecular function: oxidoreductase activity, acting on paired donors, with incorporation or reduction of molecular oxygen; iron ion binding; monooxygenase activity. Lineage: Eukaryota; Fungi; Ascomycota; Eurotiomycetes; Eurotiales; Aspergillaceae.